Molecule: messenger RNA, 1259 nt
Organism: Impatiens glandulifera
Lineage: Eukaryota; Viridiplantae; Streptophyta; Magnoliopsida; Ericales; Balsaminaceae
Exons: 5
Coding region: 112-1038 (308 amino acids)
Molecular function (GO): zinc ion binding; ubiquitin protein ligase activity
Source: RefSeq, a predicted model, not a curated record
UUCUCACAUUGAAAAAAAAAAAAUUCCAAUUUCUCAAUUCUCUCUUUCUCUCUCUCCUAAUUCUGCAUUGCAUCGUUUCUCUCUCCAUUUCUGUUCUUGAUUGUUGAAAUCAUGCCUUCUGCAUUUUUUGUUUCAGAUAUCUUGACAACUAGUAAUGAUAGUAAUCAAUACAGAAGAAGAAGUAGAAGAAUCGCCGGAAACAUCUCUUCCACCGCCGAUGAUACAACACCCAACAAGAAGAAACAUAAUACUAAUAAGAAGAAGAACUUCGCAACAGCAUCUUUUAGGAACCUAGGAUGCACCGCCUCCUCUCAGGUUUCUGUUCCAGCUUCGAUCCGGUCGUCAGCUAAUUGGGAAGCCAAGAAGGUUAGUAAAAGGAAUCAGAGAACUGCUAUUGAUGAUCUUUGGUGUGUGCCCGCCAUUGCUUUGAGUUCUACUACUGAUGUUGAUUUCGACAAGAAGAAGAAGAAGAAGAAGAAUAAGAAGAAGAAGAAUGAGCGAUCUUCUUCUUCUUCGUCUACACGAAGAAUGAUGACCCAAGAAACGGUUCUAUUUCAAGACUCUAGAUUUGGAUUGACUGAUGAGUUUAGACCCAGAUCAUUCCAUCACCAUGUUCCAACAAGUCCUUCUCUGGAAGGGAUUUCCGAGAUUGGGAUGAUUCAAAAUAGGAGGCUGCUGAAUGGAGCUCGAAUUGGUGGGCUUGAUCAAUAUGAGGAAUGGAGACUCAAUGUUGAUAACAUGACUUAUGAGGAUUUGCUUGAACUUGGGGAGAGAAUAGGAUAUGUGAAUACUGGAUUGAAAGAGGAGGAUAUAAUCCACUGCCUUAGAAAACUUAAGAUCUCACGUAGAGAAGGACAAGAAGAAGAUUUGUUAACAGAAUCGGAUCGUAACUGCAGCAUAUGUCAGGAGGAAUAUGGGGAAGAAGAUGAGACUGGUAAGCUAGACUGUGGCCAUUUCUUUCACAGUCAUUGUAUUGAACAAUGGCUUGUAAGGAAAAACAGUUGUCCAAUCUGUAAAACUGCUGCCAUUGCUGAAUGAUGAUGAUGAUGAUCAACACUACUACCUUGAAAACUUGGUUGUAUAGAGGUUAUUAGUAUUACUUCUCAAAGGAAAAAAAAUUGGGUUAUUGUUUGUCUUAAGGGAUGAAAUUUGUUUUGUUUUCUGGAAAUAUGACAAUUUGUGAGCCUUUUGUCUGUGUUUAAUUUGUUUCACUAUAUUUUCAGCUUCAUAUUGAAAUGAAUUGGUAAAUUUGUUGGUUU